GCCAAACUGGCAACUACUACACUGGCCCUCUCACACUGCACGCUCGCUGUGUAAUGGCUACAACAAUCACGACUCCAAACACCAACCACUUGCACCCCUUCAGCGUUGCGCUUAUGCCGGGAACCUAGCCUCUUGAACGGUGCCAGUGUGCACAAAGGCUCCAAACGUGGCUGUUCUUUUGGGUGCAGUGUCUCAUAAACACGAUACACUACAGGUUGCCAGCAGCAGCUGUGACGUGACGUCUUGUCGGCCAACUCAACCAAUCUCUCCGAGUUCGUUCAUUCCUGUUCACCAUUGUCUGCGAGUCGUUCGCUGCAAAUCGGAGAUGUGGCUCGGCGAAAUACUCCCCGGGGCAAACCCAAUGGUGCUGUGCUGGUGCAGAAGGCUGCGCCGUCCUUCCCCCGAACCCCGCAUCAGGAUGACGAGCUAAUAGUUAGUCAAGGACCCUAAACCAAGCACUAUGACGAUUUAGGAUUGGUGGGGGAAGACAAUAAAGGAGGGGUAAACCCGGUGAAUUGCACUUUUGUCCGACUGUGCUUUAGCCACUGGUGUGGGUGGCCGGCUUACACCAACCCCACGCAACCACGAUGAUGCUCUAUCAAAAGCUCGCAUCACCGCCCUUUGCCCUCCACCCUCCCUCGGCCGUAAAGCACCAACAGCUUUCCCGAAAUGGCUAGGUGAACAAUUGUGGUUGCCGCAAAAGCUGUCCUUAUGGUCGGCACUCUCCACUUGCACUCACACUUGGCGACUGGAAGUCGGUCGCUUGUGCUGCUGCUGCAACGUCGCCAUGCCCCAAAUGGCAAUGCGACAUGUCAGGCGCCAGCCACAUAUGUGCUGUCCCAGCUUCCCCGACGAGAGAACGCUGUUCAUCCAUGGCUCGUAGACUGUCCUCCGGAUGGUUCAGGAUGCAGUCCAACGCAUCCUAGUGUCCCAUCAUGCAUCCUUUCCAGAGUGGCCUCUGGUAGUAUCGCCCAGCAUGUCAGCCUUCUUCUCUCGUGAGGGGUAGUACUGGUUGGGAUAUGCUCUCGCCUAUAUCAAUGAGCUCUCUCCCUCGCCAGUUCGUCUCUAAAUCCAUCUCCUCACGCUCACGUACACGCACACCUCACAAAGCAGCUUUAGCACUACAGGACUUCCACCAUCCUCCUCCUCAGCUGCCCACUAACACAUCAUCAUGUACACCAACUCUUGGUCCAUCGCCAAGGCUUUGGCUUUGGCUGGUGGCGCCACACAGGUCCUCGGUUCUCCCGUUCCUGUCAACAGCGCCGCUUCUGGCUCUUUCCAAUAUGCCUUCCAUUCCCAGGUUGCUACCCAGACCCUCAACCGCUUCUGGUACAACGAGCAAUCGGGUCUUUGGAACGAUGCCUGGUGGAACAGUGGUAACGCAUUGACUAUGCUUGCCGACUUCCACACCCUCGCCCCCAUUGAGGCCAUCUCUGUUCAGGUCCCCCGCAUCAUCGAAAACACUUUUGUGCAGGCGCAAAAGGCAAAUGUUGCUACCGUCAAGAGAAUGACUCCUGAGGGAGUCAUGUCGACCAUGACUUGUGUCAACGGGGAUGGUAACUGCGCUCCCUUCAAGAGAGAUCUUCAGACUCGCCGUUUUGCUCAGUUUCUCAACGAGUACUAUGACGACGAAGGCUGGUGGGCACUUGGUCUCAUCCACUCCUACGACACUAUCGGAAAGAAGGAGUACCUCGACGCCGCUGUCAACAUCUUCAAGGACAUGCAAACCGGUCUUGGUGGCCCCUGCAAGGGCGGUAUCUUCUGGAGCAAGGACCGCAACUAUGUCAAUGCCAUUGCCAAUGAGCUCUACCUUUCGGUUGCUGCUGCUCUCGCCAACCGCAUCCCCGCUGACAAGGAUCACUACACCAAGAUUGCCAAGGACCAGUGGGAAUGGUUCGCCAACAGUGGCAUGAUCAACGAGAAGAACCUCAUCAACGACGGUCUCGACGGUAACUGUAAGAACAAUGGCGGAAUCACUUGGUCCUACAACCAGGGUGUCGUUCUCGGUGGUUUGACCGAGCUCUUCCGCGCCACUGGCGACCGCUCUUACCUCGAUCGCGCCACCACCAUCGCCAAGGCUGCUAUUCAGGCUCUCUCCGACAAGGACGGCGUCCUAGUUGAGGCUAACAAGUGCGAAUUUGACGACUCCCGUUGCGGAAUGGACGGCCAGCAGUUCAAGGGUAUCUUUGUUCGCAACCUUCGAUACCUCCACGAGGAAGCUGAAGACGACCAGUUCGUAGAGUUCAUUGUUCGCAACGCCGACGCUAUCUGGAACAAGGAUCGCGACGACCAGUUCAGACUUGGUGUGUCAUGGGAUGGUCCCUUCUUCUCGACCACCGGCCCUGCCCACAGCGCCGCCCUCGACGUCUUGAUUUCGGCCAUUGCUGUCACAGCCGACGGCUCGCCUUUCCAUUCAGUGUCUACUGAGACUACUGAUAAUCAGAAGGCUGGAACUCCCGCUCCUGAAGGUAACUCUACCACCAGUGGUUCUCCCCAGGGCGAUGCUACUGAAACUAACAAUCCCGAGGGUAUUAAUCCAACCGAGACCACAUACCCAGAGCAAAACUGCUCUGGCGAGUCCAAGGAGCCCGAAGGAGGUGAGUAUAACGACCCGGAUGAAUUCAAGGAUCCCGAUGAGUAUCAAGAUCCCAAUGAAUACCAGGAUCCUGAUGAGUACAAGGAUCCUGAUGAGUACAAGGACCCCGAUGAGUACAAGGACCCCGAUGAGUACAAGGACCCCAACGAGUACAAGGACCCCGAUGAGUACAAGGACCCCGAUGAGUACAAGGACCCCGAUGAGUACAAGGACCCCGAUGAGUACAAGGACCCCGAUGAGUACAAGGACCCCAACGAGUAUGAAGAUCCUGAGGAGUAUAAAGACCCUGAGGAGUAUAAAGACCCUGAGGAGUAUAAAGAUCCUGAGGAGUACAAGGACCCCAACGAGUAUGAUGAGCCGGAGGAGUACAGGAAACUUCAAUCCCGCGAGGUAGAGGAUCCCGAAGACCCUGAAGAUAUGGAAGACCCCGAUGACCCCGAAGACCCCGAGGAUCCUGAAGAUCCGGAAGACCCUGAAGACCUGAGGAUGAUGAGGACGACGAGUGCGACGAAGACCACGAGAAGCUUGAUUGUUAAGGAAAGGCUGGUUCCUGACUCCUUUUGAACAGAUUGUAACGAUAUUUACGAGCUUGGACAUACGAGACGGUGUAUAGAUUUAAUUCGAAGUGACAACUGUUGCCUUGUCAUUCAUUUAUCUUAUACAAGCAUCAUAUUGAGUGUAAAUCUAAAUAAGCGAGA
This is a messenger RNA of [Torrubiella] hemipterigena, 3294 nucleotides long. Lineage: Eukaryota; Fungi; Ascomycota; Sordariomycetes; Hypocreales; Clavicipitaceae. The record is from the annotation of a GenBank genome assembly.